AUGGGUGAUAGCGCUUUUAGAUGGACAGUUUGUGGGGCUAGUGCUGGAUUAGCUGUAGAUUUAGGCUUAUAUCCAUUAGAUACUAUCAAAACAAGAAUCCAAAGUAAAGAUGGAUUUAGAGCUGCAGGAGGAUUUACUAAAAUUUACAGUGGGAUGGGUUCGGUCGCCAUAGGAUCGGCUCCGGGCGCAGCACUCUUCUUCCUUUCUUAUGAAUACUGCAAGAGACUUUUUGUACAUAAUAAUGUGGCUAGUCAUGCUGCUGCUGCCAGUGUAGGUGAAGUUGUAGCUUGUUUGAUUCGUGUACCUACGGAACUAAUCAAGCAGCGUGCUCAGGCAACUAAAUCUCAUAAUCUAACUUCAAUAGCUAAAGAAAUUUAUCAAAGACAUGGAUUGACUGGUUUUUACCGUGGCUAUAGUAGUACAAUCGCGAGAGAAAUUCCUUUUGCUGUCAUCCAGUACCCUCUAUGGGAAUUUCUGAAGAAGAAGGCGUCACCGAGCAAUGAUGGCAAAUGUUCUCCAGUUGUGGGUGCAGCUUGUGGUAGCGUCGCUGGAGCAAUUUCCGCGGGAUUAACAACUCCUCUAGAUGUAGCUAAAACGAGAAUAAUGCUAUCGAAGGCUGAUAUUGCUCCGACUGUGGCGAAUACUCUCCGAGAGGUUUACAGUACAGGAGGCGUUAAAUCAUUGUAUGCUGGAUUGACUCCCAGAGUACUAUGGAUAUCCAUAGGAGGAUUUGUGUAUUUCGGAGCUUAUGAAAGCGUACUGAAGUUGACAUAUUGGAUAGCACCAUAG
Molecule: messenger RNA, 789 nt
Organism: Auanema sp. JU1783
Lineage: Eukaryota; Metazoa; Nematoda; Chromadorea; Rhabditida; Rhabditidae
Source: the annotation of a GenBank genome assembly